Molecule: messenger RNA, 490 nt
Organism: Bactrocera tryoni
Lineage: Eukaryota; Metazoa; Arthropoda; Insecta; Diptera; Tephritidae
Exons: 2
Coding region: 116-490 (124 amino acids)
Source: RefSeq, a predicted model, not a curated record
CAACAGCUCAAAUUUUUUAUAAAAAGCUCAUUGAGAGCACAAAAAUAGACGCAACGUGGGAUUUAUUACGGCGGAAAGUGCGGCACCUGAAGGCUUCAUACAAAAAAUCAAGCGAAUGUCAACAGGAGCAGGCCUUCUUGAGUCUGAUGCCGGGGCGUCGAGUGUUGAAGGCAAAGUGUUGCAGAUGUGCCCGCACUUUAAUCAGCUUAAAUAUAUUUUUGGGAAAAAAGCCACAAGUGAAUUACCAUUUGAAGUGGUUGAUAGUGGCAGUACGUCUAUAAUGAAUGAAAGCGCGGCCAGCCAAAUACUGGAAAUCACUUUUUCUGAUGUCUGCGAAGAAAUUGCGUCUCCAAUUGACAUUGAAAAUCUACCACCAGGCAAUGUAAGUGAAGCAAAAGAUUUCGCGGAAAAAACGAAAAACAUAUUCCAAAAUCGUCUGCUGCAAAACUUGUUGCUUUUUAAGUCGAGCGUAGGGAAAUGUUUAAAAUGA